Talaromyces proteolyticus is the source of this 1242-nucleotide messenger RNA. RefSeq lists its product as uncharacterized. The record is from RefSeq and is a predicted model, not a curated record. The coding region runs from base 1 to 1242 and encodes 413 amino acids. NCBI's taxonomy places the organism in Eukaryota, Fungi, Ascomycota, Eurotiomycetes, Eurotiales, Trichocomaceae. The transcript is spliced from 2 exons.
AUGGAAUAUCAUUUCGUGCCACAGGAGGAACGCGCGCGCGAUGAUAAAGGAAACUUAUUACCGUGGGGAUAUGUGUAUAAAGAUGAGACUCGCAACCCGAGACGCCCUCCAGAAGAAUCAGGACCAUUUGGCCGCCGACGAAAUGCUCGCUAUGACCAUGCACGAUCACGCACGCGUACUGGCACACCUGCCAAGAAGGAAAACCCGAAUGUCGCGGAAUUCGGUCGACUAUUUGCACAGCAACAAGAGGAUGAACGAGUAAACAACACUCUUCCCAAAUCGUCAUCGUCAUCGACUCUCGAAGGAUCAAGGAAACCCAUCGAGAAAGUCGCGACUGAAUGUAUCCUCUACGGGUACAAGAACAAGGAGUCGGAAUGGAAAGUGAUUGAUAAGUACGAACGCAUUUCGCAAGGCGUGAUCUGUGAGGACUACUCGCGCAGCGAUCCUAGCGCAUCCAACCAGCUGUCGCAAAUGCUCAGUGGGGGUGAUGUCGUUAUUCGAGCAAACCUGUCCGCUGAUGCUAAUCGCAAAUCAAAGCGCUAUGCUGGAGGCCUUCACUGGAUCAAGGUCACUUUCGACUCGACCACGGCAGCUGAUCGCGCGUGUUUCUUCUCCCCGCAAGAGGUCGAUGGCCAUCUCGUCUUCUGCGAACUCUAUCACGGACAGGGUCCCGCCGAAGAUAUUCCCAUACCAAAAGAAUCAUUGGAGGCUAACCGGACGCGGUCAAGAGCGCAUCACACCCUGACAACGUCUCAUUCCACCGCGUUUCUUCAGAGCAAAGAGAUGGAGAGAGUCACAUUACCUAGAUCAUUCGGGAUGAACAACCUGAAUAUUGUCGGCGAUAUCGACGAGGAGGAAUCUCAGCUGUCCAGUCCAACUGCUAGCUCUACCACUGCUACCGCAGUCGAGCAGACAACAGCAACACUUCGCCAACGAGCAGUACCGGAACCCAAGCUCGAGCCAAAACCAGAAUCAGAGUUUAUGACGCACAUUCCUACAGUUCGUCGUGCGGUCCUACGUCCAGUUAACGAAGCUCUUCCUCCGCAGCCUACACUGACUGAGCGUGUUCUUCGCUCCAUCCCUAUCCUCAGUUGGUUCACAGGAGAUAUUGUUGGAGAUGGCCCACAGUUUGGUGAAGAUGGGAAGUUCGAUUAUAUGAAAUCAAACCUGUAUUGGCGCUUUUGGUAUUUGGUGGACCAGAUCUUUGGCUCUGAUAUUUGCGGAUUGAAAGAGGAUGCUUAA